CUUCCGCCACGCUCGGAAGCUUAGUUCUCCUUGGUUUAAUUUCCCCUUUUUUUCUCAGACACUUCCGGGUCCUGCGUCGCUCCGGAAGCCCGCGAGUUCCGGAAGCCUGGGUAAUCCAGGUUUUGCUGGGAGAAACCAAGCUUCCCAGAGAAUGUCUCAGAGAAAGUUACGUGGAACGGGGGCGUUUCGCACACUCCUAAGGCCUCUCCCUCCUUAACUGCCUGUCAAUAAGAGACCUUCAAAGAAGACAUGGCUUCCAGAGAAGAGAACACGAAAAGGACAAACAGAGUGCUAAGAAUAAGUCAGUUGGAUGCACUUGAACUGAACAAGGCCCUGGAGCAGCUGGUUUGGUCCCAGUUUUCUCAGUGCUUUCAUGGAUUUAAGCCAGGGCUAUUAGCCCACUUUGAACCAGAGGUGAAAGCGUUCUUGUGGCUUUUCUUGUGGCGAUUCACCGUCUACUCUAAAAAUGCCACCGUGGGACAAUCCGUUUUGAAUAUUCAGUACAAAAAUGAUUUUUCCCCAAAGCUGAGGUACCAGCCACCGAGUAAGAAUCAGAAGCUGUGGUAUGCUGUGUGUACGAUUGGCGGCACGUGGCUGGAAGAGCGCUGCUAUGACCUGUUUCGAAACCGUCAUUUGGCAUCAUUUGGGAAAGCCAGGCAGUGUGUGAAUGUCAUAGUUGGACUUUUGAAAUUAGGUGGGCUGAUUAAUUUCCUGAUUUUCCUUCAGAGGGGCAAGUUUGCAACUUUGACAGAACGUCUCCUGGGCAUUCGUUCUGUGUUUUGCAAGCCCCAAAACAUACGUGAAGUUGGCUUUGAGUAUAUGAAUAGGGAACUUCUCUGGCAUGGUUUUGCUGAGUUCCUGAUUUUUCUCUUACCACUUAUUGAUAUCCAGAAGUUGAAAGCUAAGUUGUCUUCAUGGUGUAUUCCUCUUACUGGUGCUCCUAAUAGUGACAGUACAUUAGCCACCAGCGGCAAACAGUGUUCUCUGUGUGGAGAGUGGCCCACCAUGCCUCACACCAUAGGAUGUGAGCAUAUCUUCUGUUACUACUGUGUGAAGAGUAGUUUCUUAUUUGACACGUACUUUACCUGUCCUAAGUGUGGCGCAGAGGUACACGGUGUGCAGCCACUGAAAUCAGGAAUCGAGGUGUCAGAAGUCAGUGCUCUUUAAAAACUAAGAUUGUUUCCUUUGAGGAAGACUGUUACUUGUUCAAAUCCUUAGUAUUAGUCAUCCUGAGCAUAGUGUUUAGGUGUCUUUUAUGAGGGGAUGUGCUUCUCCAGCCACUGUCUUCUGUUCCUUUCCAAGCAUGAUGAAAUUCUAAUCACUAGAAACCACAUGAUUCUGAACAUAUUAGGUAAACAAUAAUGUGUUACUUUAAAUCAUUGCAUUCAAUUUUUAAUGUUGAGAAUAAUGGACAGUUUUUGUCAGACUACUAAAAAUGCUCUUUCGUUUUGCUACUUCCUAAAAAGAGGUUACAUUCUAAAAUGAUUUCAGAGACUCUGGGAUAAGUGUGUAUUUAUUUUCAGAGAUGGCGUUAUAACAUCAUAAUCUGACAAUGAUAAGACCCUAUUGUUUUGAGCCUUAAGAUCUAGUGCCCCAGGGGCGCCUGGGUGGCUCAGAUGGUUAAGCGUCUGCCUUCGGCUCAGGUCAUGAUCCCAGGGUCCUGGGA
This is a messenger RNA of Neomonachus schauinslandi (Hawaiian monk seal), 1666 nucleotides long. It is a transcript of the gene PEX2, whose product is annotated as peroxisomal biogenesis factor 2. The record is from RefSeq and is a predicted model, not a curated record. Gene Ontology annotation, cellular component: peroxisomal membrane. Gene Ontology annotation, biological process: protein import into peroxisome matrix. Lineage: Eukaryota; Metazoa; Chordata; Mammalia; Carnivora; Phocidae. The transcript has 3 exons. Gene Ontology annotation, molecular function: zinc ion binding. Bases 250 to 1167 code for a protein of 305 amino acids.